UGGCGGAAAAGAGAUUUUACUAACUUGCAAGGAACGACAACUCUCUAAACAAUGGAUUAUUUAUCACACUGCCAGCAACCGUGUUCACCGGAGUUUUAAGCUUAUAUAUAUAUAUAUAUAUAUAUAUAUAUGUAUAUAUGAUGAGGAAACAGAUUUAUCAAAUGACAAUAACAAGAAGGAGUGAAAUGAAAUAAGAAGAGAAGGAAGUGCCUCAAAAUGCCUCAGGUUUUACUUGAAGAAACUCACCGAAACCUAACAUAUCAAGAAAACAAACAUGAUGAUUUCCUUCUCAUUGAAGUGGAAGCAAUUCUCCGACACCCAGACCCAGCGAAAAUUACACUGUCCCCACCACUCUUCCCCAAAGGUGGUGAUGUUUACCUUUACAAAUCUGGUCCCCAUGACAGAAGAGUCAAAGAUAAAUACUGGUGGGUUAACAGAGGGAACAACUUCCAUUCAAAAAGUCAAAAGCGCCAUGCCAUUAUGAAGACCUACUUCAGUCUAAAAGACAGAAAUGGCAGCAAGAAAAGUGAUUGCCUUAAUGGAUUCAGGCGCCACAUCUACCGCCUGGCGGAUGCAAAAGAUGACAGGAGAACAUUAAUGCUUGUACACUAUCUUGGAGAUGAGAAACUACACACAGCUAUCCCUCAUGGUAACAGCAAGCACAAAAAAGGUCAGAGUGAGAGCAGCAGCCAUCAAGUAAAGACAAUGCGAAGCAAUGACUUGGACACAGCAACAAUGACCGCCUCCUUACAGAGUUUGAAUGCAGCUAAAAAUGAACUGAGAACCCCCGAUGGUGUUGGAAGCCACGGCAAGAUUAUAAAGUCGCCAAUCAACAACUUGAAGCAACCAAGUUUUACCAUUCAAACAUUAAAAGACAAUGGCAGUUCAGAUGAUUUGAGAAUCUGUUUGGAGAAAUUAAAACACAAAUCGGCUAAUCACUCUGAACUGGUAGAAAGCAACUUAUUGACACCAACAAAAAUAAGACGAACAGAUGGAAACACUUAUAACAUUCAAGGCACCUUGGCCCUUGCACAUCAUCAUCCUGUGAACCAAUCUAAAACAGCUUCUCAACUCUGGACAGGGGAUAACAAACAAAACCAUUCUCAAGUCCAUUCUGUGGUACCAGUGUCCCGAACAAACACGGCCCUGUUGGCUUCUGUUUUACCGAACAAAGACAAACCCCAAAUGAGGAUCCAGGAUGAACGUAUUAAAAAUCAAACAGUUUUCCAUAACCGACACCAGUUGAACAUGUCAUUCCAACAAAGGAAAAAGCUGCAGCAGUUACAGAAAGUAGACAAUUCUCUUGCAAGUUUGAUGCCAAGGUCUUUACAUGCUGCAGAAAGUUUGUCUUUCAAAAACCUCCAAUCUUUGGGUCUAAAUGCCAGCCCAGAUGUUCAUCUCAGUAAAAGGGGUGUAAAUCCUUCUGAGCACCAGACUUCUAAAAAUGGUUGUGCAGAUACAGUGAAGCAAUCUAGUCUGGUGAAUUGUCCGGAAACUGAUUCCAGAUUACAAAUAGACUACAUGAAACUGUUUGAAGAAGCUUCAAAAUUGCCACAAAUGGGUUGUGAUGUGUUUGUUCUUGUAUCAUAUCCUGGCUGUAAACCAGCUUACUGGGGCACCAAAAAAUAUGUACAGAAAUUUGAAAAUUCUGAGUGUUUGCAGCCUUAUGUUGCUUCAAAUUGUCUUUCUGUGAAGUUAAAAGACUCUUCUUUGUCUCCUAAAAACUUGAAUCAUUCUGAAUCAGAAACAGACAAUAGACUUGGUAAAUUAAGAAUUUCAAACUCAGCAAAUAAUAAUAAAAGUGUAGUGACUCUGAAGAAGGAACCGAUGGAAGAUGAUUCUCCAGACAAUAAUAACAGAAUCCCAGAAGUCACAAUAAAAGACGAAAUCCUUGAAGAUGUAAUUAUUAGAGACUCUACUGGACUUGCUAAUGGUAACCGUGACUUAACAGAAACUAUAAGGAACUCCGUAAAUGGAAUUAACAAUUCCAGGGGGCAGAGUUUACAAAAAGACAAUACAUUUAAAAAUUCUUUGCAAAGAACUAUAGAAGAACAGUACAAAUCCAUGUACAGAACACAAGAGAACUCAAUGUCCUUUGACCAAAUUAUACCUCAGACUAGCAGAAGGAAAGACAAGAGAUCCGUUGCUGAUGAGAUGACAUGUCAUAAUAAAGAUACAAAAAAUAUUGGGGGGAAUUCAAACGGGACGUUAUCAACUCCAGUUUAUGUCAAAAUAGAAUCUUUGGCUGAUGAUCUUGAAAACAGAUAAUAACUUUAUGGCAGUGUGAUAGACUGUGUCUAAGUUUAUCAUAUUGGUGAGGUGGAGAGGGGUUUUUAAAUGUACUAAUUUCCAUUAUUUCCCUUUGUAAAGGCAGAUCAUGUAAUAUCUGUGAAGCACAUUAAAUACUUUUACAAAUAGCAAGUUAGUGUUAACGUUUUUAAUGCAGGGAGCAUUCGAAAGUUAAUCAGAAAUCAUCAUCAUUGUUCGAUCGUGGUCAAGACAAUGGAAUUUACUAUGUUAUGCCAGACUUUACGGUCCAUCAUAGCAUUACGGAGGUCUUGUUGCUGGAUGCCUGUAUCCCUGGAGAUU
This is a messenger RNA of Octopus sinensis (East Asian common octopus), 2589 nucleotides long. RefSeq lists its product as uncharacterized. Bases 217 to 2268 code for a protein of 683 amino acids. The transcript is spliced from 3 exons. The record is from RefSeq and is a predicted model, not a curated record. Lineage: Eukaryota; Metazoa; Mollusca; Cephalopoda; Octopoda; Octopodidae.